AUGGUUUCUCCUUGGAUGAAACAUGGGAAUGUCAUGCAAUGUAUCUCUCAUCUGUUGAAGCAAAAGGAGAAAGUUCCUUAUUAUCGCUGGAUUUACGAGAUUGCAUCCGGCAUGCAGUACCUCUUUCAUGAAGAUGUUGUUCACGGUGAUUUACGCGGGGCAAACAUACUCGUAGAUGAUAAACUAUCAAUCCAAAUUGCUGACUUUGGACUAUCUCGUGUGCUGGACCCUGAUUCUGCCAAAGAAGUUUCUAUCCAAAGCGGUGCUGUGAGGUGGUUCGCCCCGGAAAUCGUCCUGCACUCAGCCAAGGCAUCAAGUCGCACUGAAGUGUAUGCAUUUGGCUGCGUAUGUUUAGAGAUAUUUACUCGCAAGAUCCCCUUCUGUACAAAAUGCGAAUAUCAGGUGUCCGCUGGAAUGUCCAACCACCAACCACCAUAUUCAUCAUUAAAAGCUCUUCCUGCCUUCCUGCGACGGCAUAUUGCAGAUUGUAUCAGCUUCAAGUCGUCUAAAUGCCCCAACAUUGACGCCAUAGUUGAUCUACUUCAACAUGUUCCCUACCAGCUUCAAGGUACUGCAAAUGCUCCUUCAGUCGCUCUGUCAAGGGUAGACGUGACGGCACCACAAUCGUCUCCCCAGGUCCCUCGAUCAGCUGCCACGUUGAUUCGAGACAUAUUUCAUCUGUAAGGCAGGUGUGGGAGCGGUGUGCAGUCGAUCAAGUGCUGAAUCCAGCGUGUGUGGUGAUGGCUUCCUUGGGGAGUUGUUACUUCCAACGCCUAUUGCAUACUUCUGGUUAACGAUGCAACGCGCUCGAAGUCUGCUGCCGUUUGCAGGCACGUUCUUUCGUAAAUGACCUCCAUCUUCGAACGAGCACAUCUCUUCGAAAUCUGCUUGCAUUAACUCAAUUCCGCCGUGUCAUCCCUGCUUCUCUGCGUGGAACCUGGUGGCGAACAUUUCACGGUCUGACUGGGAGGCACAGCAGGAUUAGUUUGGUUAGGAGAGUGCGGAGCCCUCGAGGAAACAAAGUCACGUCCCGUUAUUGAUUUUACAUCGUGCCACAGAAAAUCAGCAGCAUGCUGUUAUGCCGAUGCCGUCGCCUUGCUUCUCACUCGCCGGGAACCACCACUCUUUCAGUGCCGUAUACUGGGCACUAGCAUUGUCUCAAGUAAACAAGUUCACACAUCGGUACUGCCCGUAGUGAAUUUUACUACCUUGAACGCACGAUGUGAAAUUUGGAACACCUGGAGGACUUUGUUGGGUUGGACAUCCUUCACGGACAAUGGAUCAUGACGCUAACUCGCCCUUGAAGUGCACAUACAUCUACAUAGCAUGGCUGUGGUUGAGGUUUCAGUAUAUCUGUAUCUAUAGCAUAUUAUUCCAUUUGUAGAGAUCUACUGAGAGUGAACUACUGUGCAUUCCGGUCAUCCAGUAUAUAACAGUUAAUGUUCUAUUCUGAG
This is a messenger RNA of Somion occarium, 1454 nucleotides long. Lineage: Eukaryota; Fungi; Basidiomycota; Agaricomycetes; Polyporales; Cerrenaceae. The record is from the annotation of a GenBank genome assembly.